GGCUACAGAAGCAGGAGCGAUCAGCUGACAACACAACAACAACAACCAACCCUUGUCAGUGGGCCAUUGUGACACGUCUCCCAAAUAUUACCACUCGAGCAGUUAACGAGAGGAGGAAAUCUUUACACAAACUGCUUGUAACCAUUAAGAAGAAGACAUCUAUGAACACAUUUUUGUCCUUGGGACGUGGCAGAGUCUAGCUCUUGCUUCACCAGGGAUCACCAUAAGACGCUAAUUAUUAUUGUGAUCUUAUCCCAGUGUAGUCCGGGAUAUUCAACAUAAGGAUAAGAAUUGUGUUGACCUCCAAGAGGAAAGAGGACGACUCUGGUAUAUAGUGUAUCUCCAAUCAUAAAUAACAGUAAUCAUGUACCCCAGUGCAAUGCACAGCUCUUGCAGUCAUAAGGGGGUUAUAUUCAUGCAAACUUCAUGAACCGUAUUCUGUUGUGAAGUUUGCGCAUGAAGUAAAAUUUGAAGAAAUUAAACCAUCGCCAUCACUGAUCAUGCAGUUAUAAAGAGAGCCUUCAUGCAAACUGAGAUACUACUGGACUACUUGCUAACCCCUGUUUGCUAAUAGGCAUCUCCCAGUAGUGGCUUGGCUAAAUGUAAAAUUGACACUUAGUGCUUCACCCAUGGAGAGGAGAGUGUUGCUGGAUGUAGGGGAGGGGCGGCUAGAUGAUGAUGCUGAGGACGAAGAAGGGGAUGAUUUUGAGACAGCCAUCAGUGCCACUGGCUAUGGAUUUUUCCACUACUGGCUUCUGGUCAUUGGAGGCUUUGCAAAUGCAAGUGAUGCAAUUGAAAUCCUGUGUGUGUCCAUUCUUCUACCAGCAGCACAAUGUGACUUAAACAUGACUACAAGUGAUAAAGGCUGGCUUAGUUCAAUAGUCUUUUUUGGGAUGAUGGCUGGUGGGUACAUCUGGGGCUGUCUUGGGGAUAUAUAUGGACGUCGAAAUGUCCUAAUUGUCUCACUAUUGGUGAAUGCCCUUGCUGGGAUUUUAUCAUCUUUUGCGCAAUCUUUUCCCCUAUUUCUCUUCUUCCGGUUUAUAUCAGGCCUAGGGGUUGGUGGAAGCAUACCAUUAGUAUGGGCAUACAUCAGUGAAUUUCAGCCUGCCAACAAGCGUGGUGGUGCACUCAGUGUUAUAGCUGCCUUCUGGAUGGUUGGAAAUAUUCUUGUUGCAGUGUUUGCUGUAGCGAUCAUUCCCUAUGACAUUGGCUUCGUGAGCCCAAGCUUUUCUUACAACUCUUGGCGAAUCUUCCUCACGGUGUGUGCUCUUCCUGCAUUCAUCACUGCCAUAUUAAUGCUUUGGCUCCCAGAAUCUCCAAUGUACCUGCUGCUUAGGGGACGUCAUGAUGAAACUAUAGCCGUUCUCCAAGAAAUAUUUGCUCAGAAUAAACGGAUGCCACCCACAAAAUAUCCGAUUGUAUUAAUUAACCCAUCUGGACUGAGAGUGCAAGCUACCAUCAACCAGGGCUUCUGGAAGUCCUUUAAAAAAGCUUUCUCUCUUACUUUUCAUCAAACCAAUGCUCUGUUUGGCCGCUCUCUUCUGCGGAUCACGGUUAUCAUGCUACUAAUUAAUUUUGCUAUACAAUUUGGGUACUAUGGGCUCUGGUUAUGGUUUCCUGAGCUUUUCAAUCGCCUUGAGCAGUUCUACAAUGAUCAUCCAGAUGACAGGGUGAGUGUGUGCAAACUCACAAACUUUCAGGGAAACAAUACCAUUGAGCAAUCCCCAUGUGAGUCAAAUGAGCCAGCUGUGGAUCCAAAAGCUCUACUCAAUACACUCAUCACUGCUGUAGCUCCUCUGCCGUCUAAUUUGUGGACCAUUUUCUAUAUGGAUAGCCUUGGGAGGAAAUUUUUUCUUGUUUUCAGUAUGGUGCUCUCUGGUUGUGCAGCAUUUGGUGUAUAUUUUGUGAAGACAGCAACUGACAACCUUAUACUUGGCUGUGUUUUUGGAGCUGUCUCAACUAUGGGUUUCAAUGCUCUUGACUGUCUUGGUGCAGAACUGUUUCCCACACAUCUACGGUCAACAGCCUUGGCUGUAACCUUGUUGGCUGCUCGAAUAGGGGCUAUAUUGGGCAAUGUGGUGUUUGGCUAUCUUGUGGAUGUGUAUUGUGCUAUUCCACUUUUUAUGGUUGCUUUCCUCUUAAUUGGUGGGGGACUUCUUGGACUUUUGCUUCCUAACAUGACAAGGAAGUCUUUAACUUGAAACAGGAUCAUUACCAAUCUAUAAAGACGAAGACUGGCUUUACUGCCAUAUAUGUAAGCUUGUGAUAUCAGAUGCAGCUUGGUUACAUAUUGGUUUUAGUUUAUUGGAAAGCAUAGCAAUUUUCAAAUUAUUAUUAGUGUCAGACCUGACAUAGUAAAAAAAAAAAAAAAAAAAGAGAGAAAAAGCAGAAAAUGUUAACAAUGCUGCAGAGCAACAUCGUGAUGAAAGUAGAUGUGAAAGGUAGAUUGUUUUGUCUGUAAGUGCUUUACCAAGUCUAACGGAGAGUCUAAAUUCUAUAAACACAGGACUGGUGUUAUAAGAGGGUCAACACGGAGGAGUGAGGUCAGUCAGGUGGGUUGAAGUCAGUAGUGUUAUCAACACAAUGGACACACACCAGUGUUGCUGUUGGUUCCUGUGUGUGACACAAGUGUUGCUGAUGUUAUCAACAUGUCUUCUUAAAUUAUUGAUCACCCUCUUGUGAUUGAACUAUAUUUAGGUCUUUUAAAUACAGGUACUCAUAAUCUGACAUAUGAUCCUUCAUCUUUCAAGACAAUAAAUGCGGUUCGAAGGGCUAUAAUACUGGCAAGAUUUUGGCUUCUUUUACUCCCUCAUUUUGUUUGGAAAUGAGGUUCAUGUUCUCACACUACCUGACUAAGGCUGUGAAAUAUCACCUGCACUGGAUCAAGCAAGUUAUAUACAGUUUUAAGAUGCUAUUAAAGUGGCCUAAUCGAUUACUAUGGACACUGUCAAACGUGUAUGUCAUCUUUUACCCGAGACAACAUGGAGAUGAUAUCUUUAAAAUGGGUUUUGAUUAUGUAACAGUGCCUGCUUUCGGGGGAAUUUCCACUCUCUGAGUUGAGAUAUUUUUUUUCACCAGUAAUGUAAUGAACAUCACAUGUUCAUUAUUAUAAAGGCAUGGCAGGAGUAACAAAAUAUCUUUGUUAAACAUUGCAAGGAAAAAUAUUCAUAUCUUUUAAGGUACCAGGAACAGUUGGUCCUUAAGUGAGAACUUGAAAAACAUCUUCAAAUGAAGGUGUUUGAAACACCUUGAAUCAGACAACCAACCUUCAACUAGGCAGUGAUUCUUAAGUAUGCUUGAAGCUGCAUCUAAAGGUGAACAGACAACCAACCAACCAACCAGGAGACCUGGUCAAAGAUAGGGCUGCGAGGACAUUGAUCAUCGGAAAACCUCAAGGUAUGGUAUGGACCUAGCAUAGUAUGAAACCCUGCAUAGUAUGAGACUCGCUUUAGUAUGAGACUCGCUCUAGUAUGAGACCCGCUCUAGUAUGAAGAGACCAACUCUAGUAUGAGACCAUCUCUUGUAUACAUGCCCUCUCUAGUAUGAGACCGUAUGAGACCUGCUUUUGUAUGAGACCAGCUCUAGCAUGAGACUAGCCCUAGUAUGAGACCGACUCUAGUAUGAAACCUACUCUCGUAUGAGAUCUACUCUAGUAUGAGACCCACUAUAGUAUGAGACCCACUAUAGUAUGAAACCCACUCUAGUAUGAGAUCUACUCUAGUAUGAAACCCGCUCUAGUACGAGACCUAUGCUCUAGUUUGAAACCCACUUUAUUAUGAAACCUGCUGUAGUAUGAGACCCAAUUUAGUAUGAAACCUGCUGUAGUAUGAGACCCACUCUAGUAUGAGGUCUACUCUAAUAUGAGACCCACUAUAGUAUGAGACUCGCUAUAGUAUGAGAUCCAUUAUAGUAUGAGACCUGCUAUAGUAUGAGACCUGCUAUAGUAAUAAACCCACUACAGUAUGAGACCCACUAUAGUAUAAGACCUGCUAUAGUAUGAGACCCAUUAUAGUAUGAGACCCACUCUAGUAUGAGACCCGCUAAAGUAUGAGACCUACUCUAGUAUGAGAUCUGCUCUGGUAUCUAGUAUAACAUGAGAAUGUUAUUUGCAUCAUAGUUUAUUUAGGAAACAAUACUAAACUAUAUUGUGAUUGUAUAUUUUGUAAAUGAAAUCUUCAACCAUAAUUACAAUUCGUUUCUUGA
Molecule: messenger RNA, 4203 nt
Organism: Procambarus clarkii (red swamp crayfish)
Lineage: Eukaryota; Metazoa; Arthropoda; Malacostraca; Decapoda; Cambaridae
Product: synaptic vesicle glycoprotein 2B
Biological process (GO): transmembrane transport
Cellular component (GO): membrane
Molecular function (GO): transmembrane transporter activity
Source: RefSeq, a predicted model, not a curated record